AUCCCAGAUAUAUCGAAUCGAGCGAGAACGAGUCGUGGAUUCGUCAUCGUCGCACACACCAUAGGCGUUUUACCGAUUCCAACGCCUAUCGGAAAAUCGAGCGAGAACCGACCGAAAAAUCCGAAAAAAAAUAACACAAAACCCAAACGAUGUGUUCAACAAAGUGAUAUAUUAUUUUAUACAACGUCGAGUUCGAGUUCUUCGUUCGAUCCAGCGGUAUUCGAAGAUUAUUUCGUGAAUAUUUUGCGAAUUCCGGUUUCGGGCGGGCUGAAAUUUUUGUUAAUACGAUAGUCUCAGGUGAUUGCAGUGCGGGAGAAUUGUGUGUGAUCCCGGUUUUCUGAUCUAAGAUACAUCACCAUGGCUCAUCUAGUUACCAGCGUAGCUGAAAAAUAUUACGAUAUAUUCGAUAAGCAAAGUGACCCAAGGGUGAAUGGAUGGUGGAUGAUGUCUAGUCCUGUUCCAACGUUACUAAUAUGUAUAUUUUACGCGUAUUUCUCCAAAGUUUUAGGGCCAAAGUUAAUGGAAAAUAGGAAGCCGCUGGACCUUAGGAACGUGCUAAUAGUGUACAAUUUCGUUCAAACGUUAUUCAGCGCGUGGAUAUUUUACGAAUAUUUGAUGAGCGGUUGGUGGGGAAGCUAUAGUUUUAGGUGUCAACCAGUAGAUUACUCGAAUAAUCCCGUAGCGUUAAGGAUGGUCAGGACGUGUUGGUGGUAUUAUUUUUCGAAAUUCACGGAAUUCCUCGAUACGCUGUUCUUCAUUUUGCGGAAGAAAAACAGCCACGUAUCGACGCUUCACGUCAUCCACCACGGCUGCAUGCCCUUCUCCGUAUGGAUGGGCCUGAAAUUCGCUCCUGGUGGCCACAGUACGUUUUUCGCAUUACUAAACGCCUUCGUCCACAUCAUCAUGUAUUUCUAUUACAUGGUCGCCGCCAUGGGUCCAAGAUACCAAAAAUACAUUUGGUGGAAAAGAUAUUUAACGACGCUUCAAAUGGUGCAGUUCGUGGCGAUCUUCAUGCACCAAUUCCAACUGUUGUUCGUCGAUUGCAACUAUCCCAAAGGCUUCAUGGUGUGGAUAGCGUUGCACGGCAUCAUGUUCCUCUUCUUGUUCUCCGAUUUCUACAAAGUCAAGUACACCGGCAAAAAGGCUGUGAAAAGUAGCGAACGCAACGGAGCGUGCAUGCCGGUGCUGGAGGACGAAGCACCGAACGGCAUCAAGAAAUCGAGCAGCAACGGUACACUGAACAACACGUACAUCAGGAGCGAGUACACCGAUUCGUACGAGGCUUGCUAUUCGAACGGAAGCACGAAAGGAUUCGUGACGCAAUCGAUCGCCAAGUUGAACGGCAAAAAAAUCGAAUAGGAGGCGCCCGGAACGAGAGAAUCGAUACGCGUUAAACGAAUAGUGUUUUUAUAGUAAUGUUUAAUUUAAAUUUACAACAACAAAAAAAAUCGUCCGUUUCCUGUCACUCGAAAUUGCACUACACUCGAUCGCUGUACUCGAAAAUCUAUUUGUUUCAACGAUUAUUGUCCAAUAAUCGAUUGCUGAUUGAUUAGUGUUUGAGUAUAGUUGAUUGUACAAUUUUGGAGCUUCCACUGUAUUAACUUUUAGUCUGCCGUAAGGUUGAAUUACCGUUUAAAUAAAUCCGAAAGUCUUCUGAAACAUCCUUAAAGCGUAUUUAUACGACAAAUUCCAGCUCGACGGCAUUUCGUUAUUUCGACAAAAUUUCAAAAUAUUGAUGUCGAGUGGACAUUUGUCGGGGAAAAACCAAAUGGGCUUUAACGAUGAGAAAAUCAAAGUCAAAGGGAAUUGGAAAUGGGCGAUUCGGUUAGGCGUUAUGUCAAAAAGCAAUUCGUGAAACUUCGAGAUCCGGUGACGCACUUGUAUCGCGAUUUAUAUGUGAAAACGAGCUCUUAUUUUUUUUAUAUUAUAUUCCUAACUAUUUUGAAAAGUUUAUUUACUCGGGGCGGGAAUAUCGAAUUCGGUUAGAUCUGAGAGGGUUCAUUUAAAACGCGUGUUUCUUUGUUCGUGUAUAUCUAUUAAUAACCAUUAGUGCCUCGAUGCUGAAAAAAAUGGAAUAAUUCGUUGGAUUUUAAAGCGAAUGCGCACUGGGAAAUUUCUCAAUGAAUUAUUUCCACGUAGCUUUAGUGCUUUUUGUACGUUGUUGAAGGUUGUUUGCACAAUUUUUUUCUUCUCUUACGCCAUUAUGUUGUACUUACACGUAAAAAAUCAUCGGUGAAGGGCGUGGAUAUGUGUGUGGCAAUGGUUACCUAUCUAUAAAUCUAAUAUGAAUAAAAAUGGCCUGUCUAAGGUAAAUUUUGGCGAAUUCGAUAGUACUUAAUAAGAAUAUCAAGCGAGGUGUUGGUAAGCCCAGGGGCGGAUGGGUCAAGGGGGUAAUUUACAUCUUAUUCGUAGCUAAAAAUGGUUCAAGUUGGUUAAUUUGGCUACGUCCCUGGGAAUUUUUUUUUUGGUAAAAUAUCACAUUUUUUGAAUUUCAUGCGUCAGAAAAAUUAUGUAGCAAAUCCAAAAAUGUUUCGAGAUACCGUGGAAACAUCAAACAUCACUCCAUUUACGCCACGGCCGAGUCUCCGUUGUUUUUUAGAUUUUCCCGUACACUUCAUUUCUUAAUACUAUUAUAUUACCGUUUAAUUCUAAAAAAAUCUUGUAUAUAUUUGUUGAGUAAGAUUAUUUAGGCUACGAAAUUGUAUUUUUGUAUAUAAAAAAUAAAAUGAUACGUUUUA
Phyllotreta striolata is the source of this 2738-nucleotide messenger RNA. NCBI's taxonomy places the organism in Eukaryota, Metazoa, Arthropoda, Insecta, Coleoptera, Chrysomelidae. The record is from the annotation of a GenBank genome assembly.